This is a messenger RNA of Penicillium expansum, 2553 nucleotides long. Its product is annotated as ankyrin repeat domain-containing protein. NCBI's taxonomy places the organism in Eukaryota, Fungi, Ascomycota, Eurotiomycetes, Eurotiales, Aspergillaceae. Gene Ontology annotation, molecular function: protein binding. The transcript has a single exon. Bases 1 to 2553 code for a protein of 850 amino acids. The record is from RefSeq and is a predicted model, not a curated record.
AUGUCACAGGCUUGUCGCCUGUUCCACACCAUAUACAACCCUCAGCUCUACUCAAUAUUUGCGAAUAGUUGCGAACCCAAUAUUCUGCGCCUUGUGCAGACCGGCAAUUCAGAUGCUCUACAAAAGCUAGUAUCUGCUGGUUACAGGUUGUUUGAUUUCCUGGAAACACCAGAAUUCUGGUGGAAGGAACGUGGCUGCUACGUUGGUUAUAAACUCGAAUCGAGGUCGCCCAUGAUGAUCGCAGCAGGAAAUGGUCAUGUGGAGAUUCUUCAGAUAUUUAUUGACAACCUGCCUUCAAUUAUCACAAGGUCUACUGUUCGAUCCUCACAUCUUUUGAGCCACGCAGCCCUGUGUGGUCAGUUGGAUGCAGUCAAGUUCCUAAUAUCUCAGGGGGGCUCAUUGGACCAUAUUGACAUGAGGAUGACUCUAACAAUACUCCAAUCUGCGAUUAUGGGUGGGCAUUUGCCGAUGGUUAAGUAUCUAGUUGAGGAGAGUAAAUGCAAAGAUCAAGAUUCAGCAUUUGAUCUCCUUCAUUCUGCCACAGCAGCAGGCCAUUUGGAGAUUGUUAAAUAUCUGAUCAAACGCGGUGCUGAUUUUACCCAUCCACCUUCAGGCUAUGUCUCCGAAUAUGGCCAUCCUUCGGCUCUUGAGACAGCAAUAAAAAUGGGCUACGAAGACAUAGUAUUAUUCUUCCUAGACAAUACACCUCCCGAACUUAUGGAAGCUAUGAGCACCAUCGGCUGGGAGUCAAUGUUGAAAACUUGUCACCGUGAUGUAUUCCCACCCCCUUGGCCAUCUCCAUGGAGAAACCCACACAUUACCCAGACGAUAUUGGCCCGAAUCGAUCUUGAAACACGACUCGCAGCUACUACUCCACUUGAGCAAUCCAACCUGCUUGCUGUAGCAGCAGAGACUGGAGACAUGUCUCUGACUCAAAGAUUGAUUGGCAAGGGGUGUAGGCCUAUCUUGUCUCAAAUGAGACAUACGCCCGUGUCCCGUGCAGUGAAUAACGGACAUGCCGAAAUUAUAGAAACAUUUCUUCGUUGCCCAGGGUAUCUGGUUUCUGAACAGGAUGUUUCUUCUGCAGCAAAAAAGGGCGAAACGGCCAUUCUGCUCAGCCUUCUCCACAAAGUUGGAAAAAAGGACUUCAAGAGACUCGGCAAAGUUGCAUUGAAUGCGGUGUGUUAUUCAGACAAGUUUAUACUCGCGAUGCAAAGCACUUUUGAGAUUCUCACCGACCAAGACGUGGAGGCCUUGAUUUCGAUGGUGACAAGCUCCACUGGCCCUCAAGCUUCGUGUGCAGGCCACGUGGAAGCUACCAAAUUCUUAGUUGAGAAAGGGGAUAUCCAACCAUUUGACAAGAUACCCACAUACUUUGACAUUCUCAAACGAGCUUGGGAAGAACCUAGUUCGUACCUGGAGCACGCGGCGGCCGUUUGCCCUGUUGCUCAAUUCCAAGCAGCACUUGCACAAUGGAAUUUUGAGCUUGAUCCAGACAACAGUUAUUGCAAAGCUGCCCUUGUUGCCGCUACGCUUAACAAGAAAGUAGAAACAAUUCAAUUAUUUGCUGACAAGGGUUUUGAUGUUACUUCCACAUACAUGCACCGCGGGGAGCUCUCGCCAUUGCUACACCUAGUUGUGAAAACACUGAGAGACGAAAAUGGCCGGGUCAUUGACGUGGAUGGUGAACACGCGCAAUUACGACAGUCUUAUCAGCCCAAUGGGCAUCCAUGGUUGGAUCACAUACUUCCAUGCGCAUCAGUACAGUUUCUCAUGGAACGUGGUGCUGAUAUCAAUCAAUUGGACUCAUAUGGCCGUACUGCUCUGUUCCUGACUACAAAACUCAGGACACUAGUCUUGACAAAAGAGCUUCUAGGACUAGGAGCAAACCCCCUGCUCAAGAACCCGGGGACUGUCAGUCCUCUAGAGCUAGCCAUUUCCCAGGGCCAAAUAAAAUAUGUGAAAGCCUUUUUAGAGGCCAUUAGGGCUCGUUCUUUUACUUGUGACGACUUUGUCAGUCUCAUCCCUGAUGUUCUGCCAGUGCAGACACUACCAAAUAGAUCUUUUGGUGGGCGAUUUUCCGCAUCUUCGAGUGGUCGACUAUCACAAACUCGAAUGCUUGCUCGAGAUGGUCACAUGGAAGCUACAAAAACCUUUCCACUGCCUUGCAGAGAUAUAGAUAGGCGAGACAGUGCAAGCUCGGAACACACCAUCACAGAUGAGGACACCACAGACGAGGAGAUCGCAGACGAGGAAAUCAGAGGCGGGGAAAUCACAGACGAGGAAAUCACAGACGAGGAAAUCACAGACGAGGAGAUCGCAGACGAGGAGAUCGCAGACGAGGAAACCACAGACGAGGAGAUCACAGACGAGGAAACCACAGACGAGGAACUCUUACGUGAGGUGCUUCAGACUUCGGAAGAUAAUUUCAUAUCAAUUUGGUCAGCAACCGAGGACGAUGACUGUAUUGGCGAUCUACGCUGGGUGCGGUUCUUCAUCGCGAAGGCCAUGACUCAACAUCACUGGCGAAUGAUGUACCCAGUACCAGCUUAG